Messenger RNA from Leucoraja erinaceus (little skate), 3036 nucleotides. RefSeq names its product programmed cell death 1 ligand 2-like. Gene Ontology annotation, cellular component: external side of plasma membrane. Gene Ontology annotation, biological process: cell surface receptor signaling pathway; negative regulation of T cell proliferation; cellular response to lipopolysaccharide. The record is from RefSeq and is a predicted model, not a curated record. The transcript is spliced from 8 exons. Lineage: Eukaryota; Metazoa; Chordata; Chondrichthyes; Rajiformes; Rajidae. The coding region runs from base 446 to 1306 and encodes 286 amino acids.
UUCUAAAACCACACAACGCUCGGGAAUUUCCCGGAAUUAUGGUUUCAUUCUGUUGGGACUUGUGUUAGCGAGCAGUCGCCUUGACCUUCGUUUCCUCUCCGGUCCUCACUUGUCCACUGUGCGUUCCAAAGAUCUUAUGCUCUGCUAUAGGAUCUUUGGUGCGUUCUGCUGGCCACCUGGCGUCGGAUUACCUGCACGUUUAACAGCAAGGACUACUGCAAAAGGCGCAGGCUCCUUCCUGUGAGUUCUGCUUGUACACCAGUACCAUUCACCGCCGCCUCCGCUUCGGAACAGUCACCCUGAAGCGAAAGUCAGGAAACUGAAAGUCGAUGAGAGGGAGAGAUAUUGAAGCCAGCGGCAGGGUGACUGACGGGGAGCUCCGGUAAAUAGAGCAGUACAUCAUUGGAACAGGCUCUUCGACUCACAACAAUCUGUGCCAACUAAGAUGGUGAACCGAAUUAUGGAUUUAAUUUUUCAGCUAAACUUUUGUCUUUUCUUCAUUCUGUUUGAAAGCACACACUCUGUUCAAAUGUUCAUGACUUUUAACUGUAAGAGCCCAGUGAGAGGAGAAUUUAACAUGGACACGGAACUACCAUGCAGCCUGAAAACAACAGGGAUCAGAACAUUUACCACCAUUAAAUUACGGAAAGAUGGGAAAACUCUUUUUACCUUCGACACACGAGAACACAACGAGAGAUUUCAGGGACAAAUUGGAUUACACCAUCUAGAUUAUGCGAGCUUCUCACUGAUUAUCCAACGAACCAAACCAUUCAAUGGUGGGAUGUACAAUUGCAUUAUACGCACUGAUCAGGGCCAUGGCAGUGCUGAUAUCGUGUUAGUGUUUAAAGCUCCAUACAGUUCGCCAAAUAUGACCUUACUUGAAGAAUCUAUCAGUUGCGAAACAAUGGGAUAUCCUCCUGCUCAGAUUCACUGGAUGCUCAAUGGAGAAAGAAACCUCACCAAUAUAUCAAGAACCGACAGAGAAAACACAACGGAAGGUCUGGUUAAAAUCACCAGCAAACUUCCAAUCAACCUAUCCAAAGAUAAUCCAGAGAAUAGCUAUACUUGUUCUGUAUGGAAUGAGGCAGAGGGAAGAAUUGAAGUGGAUGCAUCCUCAUCAAUUUCAAAUCUUGUCGAAUUGAACCCAGAACAGCAAAGAGAAGAAAAGAAGAAAAAGGUUCUCACUGCAGUCUAUGUCAUUAUUGGAGCUCUGCUCUCUGGGAUACUUAUCCUGGGUCUUUUCCUACUCAGGAAAAGAUACAGUCCAGAUCAAAGCCACAAACCAGAAUAUAUGCCACCAUUGUAAUGUCCGGAACAGUGCAACUGGUAAAUUCAAUCCACUGAGCCAGCGUUUUGCAACGCAAUGUUUUAUCGGUUUGCUCAUCUUAUUGUGCAACUGAGCAACUUCAGCAUCUGCCACAGAGAUUGCGAAAAUCAUUGUAGCCUGAAAAGUAAAAUUAUGCUUUCACGAUCCAGUGAAUGGAGCAAAGAACGAUGGCACUUUGAUGAGCUCCGCCACUCGUUUUGUUUGACGUCACCAACAUCAUACAUUGAUUAUUCGCACUUAGUAAAACACAACGGCACGGUGGCGCAGCGUUGGAGUUGCCGCCUUACAGCGCCGGAGACCUGGGUUCGAUCACGACUAUGGGUUCUAUCCGCACAGUGUUUGUACAUUCUCCCUGUGACUGUGUGGGGUUUCUCCAGGUUUUCCAGUUUCCUCCCACAGCCCAAAGACGUGCAGGUUGGUUGUAAAAUUGUAAAUUGUUUGUAGUGUGUAGGCAAGUGCUAGUGUACGAGAUGAUCGCUGGUCGACACAGAUUCGGUAGGCCAAAAUCAAAAGAAAGACUGGAUACAAAAGAGGCCAAUCAGCUUCCCUAAGGAAUAACACUGCUUUACACAUAGAAUGCUUAAUAAAUCAAAGAGCCAGCCACCAUAAAUGUAUAAUAAAAGAGAAGAACAUCUUCGGCUCAGUUGCACUUUGAAAGUUUGCUUCCUGUGGGUUGGUAACGGAACAACCAUGAAGAAGUUUUUCUGCAGGACUGCACUUCCCACAAUAUAAAAGAGGAAACGUUCUUUGCCAACAGCUACUCUGAAUGAAUCAACAGAACUUGUAUGUCGCCCAAUUGCAAAGCUAUUUUGAUCUGUGCAACACACGUAUUAACAUUUUAGAGAGUUUUUCAUUUGUUCUCUUUCCAACUAAAAUUAUUUUUGUCACUUUAAUGGAUGUUGAACCAUCUCUGGUAAGUUAACCUACACUACUGCUUGUAUGAGCCAAGCCAAUGAAUGUGAGCUGGUCAUUUAACUAUGUAAGAUUUGUCAUCAGUCCCUAACACUUAAGAAAAUUUGGUGACACAGUUUGUAGCAGUCCUAAAAUGCAAAUAAUAUCCAGUGCAUGCUGUAUUUUUUACAAGAGUUCACUAUUUCAUUGAAGUAACUGAUUCAAACCCAAUGGAAGUUGUGGUCAUGUAUGCAAUGUGAAAUCUAACACAGGCUAGACUCAGAGUCUAUGUUAGAAUGGAGAAACAAGAAACCGCAGGUGCUGGUUUACAAAAAAUUACACAAAAUGCUGGAGUAACUCAACGGGUCAGCCAGCAUCUCUGGUGAAGGUGGAUAGGUGAUGUUUUGGGUCGGAACCCACCUUCAGAAUGAACUUUCGUCUGAAGAAGAGUCCUGUCCCGAAACAUCACCGAUUUACCUCCAGCAGAGAUGCUGCCUGACCCGCUGAGUUACUCCAGCAUUUUGUACCUUUCUUCUUCUUUCAUGUGGCGUGCACAGCCUAACGUUGUUGGACAACUUUGAUCUUCCGUUUGUGCACGUCGAGUUGAUUGCAUUAGUCGAAACAGGGCGGACCACGUGAAGGUUGCAAUCUUCCACCCCUGUGUCUUUCUGUUAGAAUGAGACUGGCUGAGUUUAUUCUGCUUAUUUUAUUGCCAGAAGAGCCAAAAAAAAAGUUAUGAACUAAUUAUUUUUGAAUUGUUUGUAGAGUCUAUGAUGCAUUGUUAGCAAUUCUGCCAGGAAAUAAAUAGGUUGUGACCU